AUGGCUGUUUCCGAUUUCCUGAAGGAUUUGCCAACAUCUGAUGGAGCAAAUUUUACGACGAGUCAAAAAUGUACGAUAGCGCAAUGUGCUCGGAUAGGUAACGAAAAACACGUGAUCUGUGAUCAGAAGCCAAUUUUGCUGAAAUUUCUGAAGACAACCUGGAUUGAAAGUGUUUGUGCCAAUCGUGAAAGUUCACCAUCGUCACACUCUGAGCGAAAACGCCCAUCUGAGGCAUGUAACGGGAUGGCUGAGGAAACUGAUGAGGGUGAUGAGGCGAGGGGCUCAAAAACCAGGCGGACAGAGUGA
This is a messenger RNA of Gongylonema pulchrum, 306 nucleotides long. NCBI's taxonomy places the organism in Eukaryota, Metazoa, Nematoda, Chromadorea, Rhabditida, Gongylonematidae. The record is from the annotation of a GenBank genome assembly.